AUGGCUUCACGUCGUGGAAUAUUUUUUAAUUCAAAAUCACGUACAGUUGAUAAAGUUCAACAAUUACCGACACAAAUAUCAAAUGAAAUACCAAGUAAUGACAAUAAUAAUAAUAAUACUAACAAUAAUACUAAUCCUCAAGCAACAACAGUAAAAAAAAAGAUUAUAUUAAAUCAUACAAAACGAACAUUAACGAAAACAAAUUAUUCUGGACCACGAAAAAUCUUUAGUACAAAUUAUAAAGCAAAUCGAACGCAACUAAAUCAUAAAGCAUUUUUUGGUGGUAAUACAGAUGAAUAUGAUUUAGAUAAUAAUGAAAUCAAUACUAAUAAUACUCUUCAUACAAAAACAAUCAUUUCAAGUAAUAAAACACAUAUUGAACAAAAACAGAUGCAAACAACAAUUGUAUCAAAUUUUCGACAACCAACAACAUGUGCAGAACUUGAUGAAACACAAAGUUAUAUUGAUGAAAUGGAUUAUCUUUUAACAGGAUUUCAACCUGGAAAAUUACUCGUAGAUCGUUGUCUUAGUGCAAUUAAAUUUGCUGAAUUAUGUAUUAAACCAACAUUUCGAAUGCAUCUACGCACGAAUCGUGCAUUAGAACGAAUUUUUGAUUUAUUCAAAGAUACACCAAAUAUACCGAGUUUAAAUUUAUGUACAACGUUUAUUUUCUAUAUACUUUCAUCAGAUACAUUAGCAUCAGGAUUAAAUUCAAGUGCAAUACAUUUAAUAUUAGAUUUAGUUGAUAAAAGUUCAUCGAUAAAUCCAAAUGAUGAAGAAUAUAAUAAAAUGAAAGAACGAAUAUUAAAUAUAAAUCAAAAAUCAUUACCAGAUAAUAUUUUUUAUGAACAAAGAUUUAAUAUAUGUGAUAUGAUUCUGGAAACAUUUGUUAAUAUUUCUCGUAAUAAUUUAAAAGAAUCUUUAAGAAAUGAACUACGUACAUUAGGUGGUUUUGAUUUAAUAAUUAAAGCAGUCAAUUCAAUAGUACAAGAUUUAGCAAAUAAUGAUUUUAAAUGUUAUUCAUUAUCAGAAUUAUCAAUACGUUAUCGAAAAGUCUGUCGAUAUAUAAAUAUGCUUGAAGAAUUUGCAAAUGAAAAUUCCGAACAAUCAUCAGCAUCAAAAUCAAAUAUAAAUAUUAAUCGAAUGUAUAUUGCUCAAUAUAAUCAAUAUUCAUUGUUUCAUUCAUUAUCAAAAUUACUUGAUCUUUCAUUAAUCUGGUUACAACAAGGGCCAACAAUUAAUCAAACUAGUACUACAGCAACGAAUGUCAAAGAUACAAAUUCAUAUGAUAUGUUUCGAGAGGGAUGUAAAGCAAUCAUGUCUAUACUUGUUAUUAUUACGAAUGAUUGUGAAGUUCUUUGUGAUCGUUUAACAUCGGAUGAUCGAUUUUUUUCAAAUCUAUUUCGUUUACUUGUUACUAUUGAAAACAGUUCAUUUAGUAAUGAAGAUAAAUUUGAUGCACUUGCAUUGACCCUUAAUUUAUUAAUCAAUCUCGUGCAAAAUACAAAAUAUAUUUAUAAACAUCUGAUGGAAACAAAUAUGCCCGAUGGAAGUACAGUAAAAAUUUAUGAAUAUCUUGCUAAAUUAUUUUGUGAACAAGAAUCUUCAGCUGCUAAAGCUGAAUCUCACGAAGAAAAUGACUGGAUGAUGGAAGAUGUUGAUGAUAAUGAUUUUGAUGAAGAAUCUGAUAAAAAACCGACAAAUGAAAAUGGGGCGAAUUUUAAUCGUGCUCUACAAAAAGCUGCUGGUCAUAUGGAAAAUACAUUUGUUGCAGCAUUUACUGGUGUUAUAUUAGCGGUUAUUUUAUUACGAGAUCAAACAAAAUAUGCAUCACAAAUACGAGAAUUAAUGCCACAAAAGAAAUUCGAUACAAUGGCUUUUAUAUUAAAAAAAUUUUUCGUUUUUAUGCAUAUGUCGCAUGCAUUUACACCAUCGGGUGUAAAAAUUCUUGAAGAACUUAUUUCAAUGGUUUUAUCAUUAUGUGGAUAA
Adineta steineri is the source of this 1989-nucleotide messenger RNA. Lineage: Eukaryota; Metazoa; Rotifera; Eurotatoria; Adinetida; Adinetidae. The record is from the annotation of a GenBank genome assembly.